UUAGGAUAAUGUAAUUUAUACAACGAAUACCCACAUUUUCCACAACUCCCCGCUCCAUCUUCUCGCCAAACCAAAUGGGUCAAACUCUCUUAGACGCUCUCAACGUCCGGGUCAUCGGAUCCGGCCGUCGGGUCCUCUUCCUCGCCCACGGUUUCGGCACCGAUCAAUCCGCUUGGAAUCGCAUUUUACCUUAUUUCUUACCUUCUUACAAAGUCAUUCUCUAUGAUUUAGUCUGUGCUGGAAGUGUCAAUCCUGAUUACUUUGAUUUCCGUCGCUACACUUCACUCGAUGCUUACGUGGAUGAUCUCCUCAGCAUUCUUGAUUUCCUGGGUGUUGAUCGUUGCUUUUAUGUGGGUCACUCUGUUUCUGCUAUGAUUGGUAUUCUUGCUGCCAUUCGGAGGCCCGAGCUUUUCGCUAAGCUCAUACUUAUUGGUGCUUCUCCCAGGUUUUUGAAUGAUCCAGAGUACCAUGGUGGGUUCGAGCAAGGUGAAAUAGACAAGGUGUUCUCAGCAAUGGAGGCGAACUACGAGGCCUGGGUGAACGGCUUCGCUCCACUGGCAGUCGGAGCUGAUGUUCCUGCCGCUGUUCGUGAAUUUAGCCGAACACUGUUCAACAUGAGGCCCGAUAUUUCAUUAUUCGUGUCUCGUACUGUUUUCAACAGCGACCUCAGGGGAGUUCUGGGCUUGGUUAAAGUUCCAUGUUGCAUAAUUCAGACCGCGAAAGACGUGUCUGUCCCAGCCUCCGUCGCAGCCUAUCUGAAAAACCACCUAGGUGGUCGGAACACGGUGGUGAUGUUGAACAUCGAAGGACAUUUGCCACACAUGAGUGCACCCAGUUUGCUGGCUCACGAGCUGCUCCGGGCACUUUCCCGGUGACUAAUACCGCUCAUCUGACCAAAUCACACUAUACAUUGUAUAUUUGGCUAGGCAUGAUGAUGAGAGCGACGAACAAAUUCCUAAAUAUAUUUCAAAAUUGUACCGAAUGAUGAUGAGACAGCGAGUUACACGAAACUUAAUCAGCCUAUAGUUGAUAAUAUUUAUCGAGACUUUAUUCAGGCAUCA
Messenger RNA from Daucus carota subsp. sativus, 1061 nucleotides. RefSeq names its product probable strigolactone esterase DAD2. NCBI's taxonomy places the organism in Eukaryota, Viridiplantae, Streptophyta, Magnoliopsida, Apiales, Apiaceae. The record is from RefSeq and is a predicted model, not a curated record. Gene Ontology annotation, biological process: secondary shoot formation; strigolactone biosynthetic process. The transcript has 2 exons. The coding region runs from base 75 to 875 and encodes 266 amino acids.